AUUUUAUGAACAGUUUUAUUAUUAUAAAGGGGAAGGGGAAGAGAGAGGCUGCGAGAAACACAACCGAACCAAACAAACGAACAAAGCAAAACAUAUCUCCAAACUCUCAACGGUUUUUGGGUGAAAAAUGGAGAGUAAAGAAGAAGUUAUUUCUGUUGAGCUUCCAGCACCUCCUGCUUGGAAGAAAAUGUUUUUCCCGAAGAAAAUAGGUUCGCCACGGAAGAUUGAGAUUAUGUUCAUUGCCCCUACCGGCGAGGAGAUCAGUAACAGGAAACAGUUGGAGCAGUAUCUGAAAUCUCACCCUGGCAAUCCUGCAAUAUCAGAGUUUGAUUGGGGUACUGGUGAGACCCCGAGGAGGUCAGCAAGAAUCAGUGAAAAGAUAAAGGCAACUCCAACACCAGAAAAGGAGCCUCCUAAGAAGCGAGGCCGGAGAUCAGCUUCCAAGAAGGAGAAUAAAGAAACAGAAGCUGCUCCUGGACAAGCUGAGAAUGAAGGGGAAAUUCAAAUGCAAGAUAAGGAGACAACUGAGAAGAAAGAAGCAGGAGAUCAUAAGGAAAAAGAUAUCUCCAAGGAAAACCAGGUCGAGAAUGGAGGUAAAGCCCAAGAAGCUGAUCGAAGCAAGGAUGUGGAUGCUCACAUGGAAGAAGCUGAUCAAGAAGAAAGUGUCAAGGAGAUUAAGCUUCAAGAACGACCUGAGCAAACUGAGAAUGUUACUGAUGAAAAAGGAGCUGCUGGCACUGAAACUAAGGUUAUCCAAGAAGAAAGUGUGAAAGAUAUUAAGCUCCAAGAUGGUCCUGAACAGACUGAGAAUGUUGCUGGUGAAAAAGAAGCAACUGGCCCAGAAAUUCCAAGUACAAAGGAAGGUCAAGUUGCAGUAGUGGCAGUGGAGAAGAAACAGGCUGAAGAAAGUGGUGCUGUUGAAACAACUUCAAGUGAGAAAGAGAAAGUAGAAGACUCUGCGGAGAAGCUGUCACAGACCAAGUCAGGAAAAGAAAAUGGCAGUAGCGAUAGGAAACUGGAUAAUCCAGAAUCAGUGACUGUUGAAGCAAAUGGUGAAGAGAAGAACCCGGAUAUUGAUGACGCACAGAAGAACGAUGAGAAGUCUGAUGGUCAGGGUGAGGAAAAAGGUAAGAAACCGAACGGAGAGUUCAUUGAGAAUGGAAAGAUUAAUCAAAUGGAGCAUACUGAUGCACCACAACAGCCAGGUUCCUCUUCUGUAACCUGCUGAAUGUAUUAUCUAGUGCCUGUAGACCUGACUUUGAAUACCCGUUACCUUGUAUUUUUGUUCCCUGUAACUUUAUGGUUCCAUGGAUGACUGUAACAUUGAUGUUGUGGUAGAUUUGAUUGUAUGUAGGGAAAAUU
Carica papaya (papaya) is the source of this 1362-nucleotide messenger RNA. It is a transcript of the gene MBD11, whose product is annotated as methyl-CPG-binding domain 11. The record is from RefSeq and is a predicted model, not a curated record. Lineage: Eukaryota; Viridiplantae; Streptophyta; Magnoliopsida; Brassicales; Caricaceae. Gene Ontology annotation, molecular function: DNA binding.